Molecule: messenger RNA, 880 nt
Organism: Ipomoea triloba (trilobed morning glory)
Lineage: Eukaryota; Viridiplantae; Streptophyta; Magnoliopsida; Solanales; Convolvulaceae
Product: bidirectional sugar transporter SWEET4-like
Exons: 5
Coding region: 58-801 (247 amino acids)
Biological process (GO): carbohydrate transport
Cellular component (GO): membrane
Molecular function (GO): sugar transmembrane transporter activity
Source: RefSeq, a predicted model, not a curated record
UCUGUUUAUUGCAUUCUCUUUAAUUUUUUCUUAACACAUUAUAUUGCCAUUCUAAUCAUGCUUUCAAUGGACACUACUCGUACACUUAUUGGCAUAAUAGGGAAUGUUACAGCUCUGGUCUUGUACUUGUCACCUUUCCCCACAAUUGUGAAGAUAUGGAAGAAAAAAUCAGUGCAGCAAUACUCUGCAGCAACCUACCUGGCCACAUUCCUCAACUGCGGCAUUUGGGUGUUGUACGGACUCCCCACCGUGCACCCCAACAGCUUCCUCGUGAUGACCACCAGUGCCGCCGGCAUAGCCAUUGAGAUUGUUUUCUUAUUUGUGUUCCUCUUCUGCUCCGACAAAAAGAAGAGAUUUAGAGUAGGCCUCAUCGUCCUUGCCGAGGUUGCUUUCAUGGCGGCUCUUUCUAUUUGUGUCAUCACCCUUGCCCAUACUUGGAAGCUUCGAUCUGCCAUUGUUGGUAGCAUUGCAGUGGUGAGCAGCGUUCUGAUGUAUGGUUCUCCCUUGGCAAUCAUGAAAUUGGUGAUCACCACAAAGAGUGUGGAAUACAUGCCGCUUUCCGUUUCACUCUGCUCCUUUGCGAAUAGUCUUUGCUGGAUUGGCUAUGCCUUUAUUCAAUUUGACCCCUACAUAUUGGCACCAAAUGGUAUGGGAGCUUUAUCUGGAUUGGUUCAAUUAGUGUUGUACAUAAAAUACUACAAAUCCAACAAAAUUGUUGAAGAGAAGCAGGUCGAUAUGGAAGUGGGCAUGACCAAGAAUGAGUUGUCUACCAACACCAAGAAACCCAGCAGUGAGGGUUGAAAGAAGAUGUUUGCUUAUUACACUACUUACAUGAAUGAUAUUCAAAUCAACAUUUUGUAUUUCCUGUUUUAUAGUAAUC